CGGGGCUGCGCGCAGCAUGCGAGCUGCAGCCCUGGCGCUCGGAGCCACCGACCGCCAGCAUGGGGCCGGCGCUGCUCCUGGUGCUGCUUCUCUCCCGAGCCGGGGACCUCAUGGCUCUGCCCAGCAGUGACUGUGUCAUGGCAGAGCAGCUGUGCCUCUCCGAUUCCAGCUGCAAUGCCACAUACAGGACCCUGGAAAACUGUGCCCUGGCCAAGACUCGCCUCCUUUCACUGGAUCAUGAUAGCAGGGUCAGAUGCCUGAAUGCAGAGCUUGACCUCGGGAACAGCUCUUUGCUGCACUGCAGGUGUCACCGGCGCAUGAAGAGACAGGAGCACUGCUUACGCAUUUUCUGGACCGUUCACUCCAGCAUGACAGAUGGUUAUUUCAAUUUGGAGACUUCUCCGUAUGAGAAUCCAGCAAAUGAAGAACACUGGAAGACGGAUUAUAAUAAACUGGCAGCUCUGGUAUCAGGCUCACAGUUAGCAGGAGAUGCAACAAAUCCAUGUCUGAGAGCAACACACGUCUGUAAUCUGAGCAAGAAGUGUUUUCGUCUGCGCACAGACUACGCCUCCAUCUGCACCAAGGGAGCAGGAAGUGAGGAUGUGUGUGACCGGCGCAAGUGCCACAGAGGGCUAAGGAAUUUCUUUGAGAAAGUUCCUGAGGAUUUCACCAAAAGGAUCCUGUUCUGUCCAUGUCAAGAUGAAUUUUGUGGAGAAAGACGCCGUAAAACCAUUGUUCCUGAUUGUUCCUUCCAGUAUAACACCAAACCAAAUUGCCUCUGGCUUCUGGACUCCUGCUUAGAAGACCAUAUCUGCAAAUCCCGACUGGCUGACUUCCAACAAAAUUGUCAACCUGUAGAGAUGUCUCCAGAUGGCUGCUCUCUGCACAACCAUGCUGCAUGCCUGCAGGCUUACAUGGGGAUGAUUGGCACACCCAUGACACCCAACUAUGUCAGUAACUCCAGUGUGGAGGUCUCCCUGUGGUGUACAUGUGAGAACAGCGGCAACCAGAAGGAGAAGUGUGACCAGAUACUCGGCAUGUUUGAGAGCAACAAAUGCCUUGAAAAUACCAUUUGGUCUCAAAUGCACCUGAAGCAGAGAGCUCUAGAAAGACAGGAAGACUUACUUUAUUCAUCUUCCCUAAGCUUCCAAGGAGACAGUGCCAGCACAUCUCUCUCUUCAGCAAUGUCCCAGGUGGCUGAAGGGAAGACACAGCGAGACAGCUCCAAACAGAGCAGUAUGCCUGUGGCCUCCUCUGUAUAUUCUGGAGCUGCUACUUCCUGGCCUUCUCUGGCUCUGUUCCUGCCCCUGUUGCUGAGCCCACAUUAAUGUGGCAUAAAUGGAAUCUUUCUUUCCCAUAUUAUUAAUAUUAUUCCAUAUCCAGGCAUGUCCCAAUACAGAUUUACCUUUGGGAAACAGAAGGCUUUCAGACAAGAGGAACCGCCUUAACCCAGAAUGGCAAUCACUGGAAACCUCCCACGUACUCGCACCCCGCUUUCCCCCUGUCAGUUUGUGCUGAGCUCUGCAGGUACAGUUCUCACCACUGCUUCUGCUGUAUACACAUUCUGAGUAACAGGCUAAUGUUUCAGCUUAAUAGGUUCAAUCAAAGGUCUGAUUUCUUUCAGAACUUGUGCAGGGUUUGGUUUCUGAUGUCCUGACAGUGUCUCCAACCACCCCACCAUCUAGAGCUCCUCCUCAGGCAUACAAUCAUUGAAUGGUUUGGGUUUGAAGGGACCUUACAAAAUCAUUUAGCUCCAACCCUAUGCUAUGGGCAGGGACCACCUUCCACUGGACCAGGUUGCUGCAAACCCCAUUCAACCUGCCCUUGAAGAGAUGGGGCAAGCACAGCUUCUCUGGACAAUCUAUGCCAGUGCCUCACCACCCUCAUAGGGAAUAAUUUUUUCCUAAGAUUCGAUCUAAACAUACCCUCUUUCAGUUUAAGAUUGUUGUUCCAUAUCCUGUCCCUAGAUGCCCUGGUCAAAAGUAUCUCUUUGUGCUUAUCAUCACCCUGAUGUACUGAAAAGCCACAACGAGGUCUCCACAGAGCCUUCUCUUCUCCAGGCCAAUCCCCCUCAACUGUCUCAGCCUUUCUUUAUAGGAGGGGAGUUCCAGCCCUCUCAUAAUUUUCAUGGCCUUGAACAGGUUCCAUGUCAGUCAUGUACUGGGCAGCCCAGAGUUGAAGGCUGAACUCCACGUGGGGAGGUGGGGUGGGGCAGAGGGGAAGAAUCACCUCUCAGCCUGCUGGCCAUGCUUCUUUUUAUGUAGCCCAGGCUGCAGGAUGGCUUUCUGGGCUGCAAGUCUAGUUUUCCACCUAGCCAUGUAUCCAGGUCCUUUCCUGCAGGGCUGCUCUCAAUCCAUUCACCCCCCCAGUCUGUACUGAUACUGGGGGUUGUCCCAAACCAGGUGUGGGACCUUGUACUUGGACUUGUUCCUCUUAAUGAGUUUUGUUGGUAUCCACUUCCCAAGCCUAUGAAGGCAUAGAGUAGAACUUAUUAUCCUAAAGACUAGAAGUCUGUUCUUCAGGCUGGGUUGCAAAUAAAGCUCAAUAAACAUACACGUGAAGUCCCUAGUAAACACCAUCUCUGGAUUACUUUCAGUUCCCUUUUCAAAUCCAUUCUUUUAAGUGUAUGAAAAAUACCAGUCCAGAUCAAGAAGACUAUACUAGUGUUUAUGCUCCAUUGUGUUUUGUCCCUUCAACAUAUACAUAAUCCAUUAUUGCAGCUAGUGACACACUUGGGCUCUGUUCAAGAUGAACAACUUCACCUUGAAGUGCUCAACUUCAGUAGAUUUAGGCUUAUUUCCAUAACUCAUAGAGAAUGCAUUUGGCUCCUUGAAGGUACAUUGACCACAACCCUGGGACAUUCAGUUGCAAAAAUGUCCUUCUACCUGUCCACAUAUACAAGUUACCAGUGUUCCCUUCCAGCCACCUGCCCCAUCUUCCUUCUCUGCCACGCACUAUUUCAUGACCUGUUUAUUCUGAAUGUAAAUGUGUGCACUGUGUAACUGCUGUUAGUUUGUACUGCGUUUUGUCUGUUAAAAUGUGGUGUUAAGUGAAUAUUGAUUUCUGAGCAUAGGUUAACAGUCUACAAUCAAUUGUGUGCAAGAGUUGCCUCAUCAGCCAGACUACAUUUUCAAACAGCCAGAAACUCAGCUCAAAACAGCUCCUCCAUGCACACAUGUAGAGCCCAUUGCUCAUCCUGAGAGGCAACAGAUAUGAACAGUACUAUACACAUCCAGACAAGACUGCAAUCCUGAUCAGAAGCAGAGUAGCUGAGUAUUUCUUUUUUUCCUGUGUUUUAUCUGUUGCCUGGGAAGUACCAGCUAGGUAAUAUGCUGUGGUUCCCAGUCACUGUCAGACACCUUAUUACAGAAUCUUACAUUGUUGUGUGUAUCAAAGUAAUUAUCCUUCUGCAGUGGUAAUAUUUCCAAUUCCAGACUUCUCUUUAUUUCCUGGGCAGGUAGAGCAAAGAAAUCAUGCAUGCAGCAGCAUCGUCUCCUCUGUCACACAGAGAAGCAAUGUAUUAUUUACAUGCAAUAGGAAUGAAUAUGUCUUCUUAAUAAACAGAAGUAAUAAUGCUGGUA
Catharus ustulatus (Swainson's thrush) is the source of this 3581-nucleotide messenger RNA. RefSeq names its product GDNF family receptor alpha 3 (gene GFRA3). The record is from RefSeq and is a predicted model, not a curated record. Gene Ontology annotation, molecular function: signaling receptor activity. Gene Ontology annotation, biological process: nervous system development. NCBI's taxonomy places the organism in Eukaryota, Metazoa, Chordata, Aves, Passeriformes, Turdidae. The transcript is spliced from 8 exons. Gene Ontology annotation, cellular component: signaling receptor complex; external side of plasma membrane. Bases 60 to 1328 code for a protein of 422 amino acids.